AUGACUAAUAUUCUUGCUCGACUAGUAGAGCAGCAGGAUCAAACCCCUGUUAAUCAGCCUAGAGACCCUGAAAUGGGACAAGAUAGGGCCCUGGAGAGAUUUCAAAAGUUUUCUCCUCCUAAGUUUCUUGGAGGACCGGACCCUGAGGCAGCUGAGAGGUGGUUGGAGGCUAUGAUCAAUAUUUUCGUUGCCUUAAACUAUACGGAGGAUAAGCAGGUGCAUUUCGCUAUAUUUCAAUUUGAGGGACCAGCUAAGACCUGGUGGAAUGUAAUUAGGGCUAAAUGGAAAAGAGAGGGGAUUGCAUGGACUUUAGUAAAUUUUGUGCGGGAGUUUAAUGAGAAAUAUCUUCCACCGAUAGUUCAAGAAAAGAGGGAGGAUAAGUUUAUUAAACUCUGUCAGGGAACCUUAAGUAUAUCUGAGUACGAGACUCAGUUCACUAAACUAUUGAAAUUUGCUCCCGAAUUGAUAACUACGGAGCAAAGAAGGAUUAGAAGGUUUGUACAGGGACUCAAUGUAGAAAUACAGGAGGCUUUGGCGGCAGCCCAAAUUAAUACUUUUAUGGAGGUUCUGGAGAAAAUCCAGAGAAUAGAAAUUGCUAAGGCACAAGUAAGGGUUUUUCAUGCAAAAAGGAGAGGUGCACCUGGUGGAAGUCAGGGACACGACCAAGGUGAUCUAGGUAGGCCACCCUCUAAGAUGGAUCGAGGAGAUGGUGGUGAGGAAAUUUUGGGGACACCUAAGAAAAUUACUUCAAGAGGGGCCUCAGGUGGAAGGGGGCAAGCAAGAGGUGCCUUGCAAGGAGGUCAGACCCCAGCCCCUCGAGUAUCUUGUGGAUACUAUGGAAAAUCCAACCACACAGAAGCUAAUUGCUGGCGAAAGGCUUGA
Messenger RNA from Coffea arabica (coffee), 882 nucleotides. The record is from RefSeq and is a predicted model, not a curated record. NCBI's taxonomy places the organism in Eukaryota, Viridiplantae, Streptophyta, Magnoliopsida, Gentianales, Rubiaceae.